This is a messenger RNA of Xenopus tropicalis (tropical clawed frog), 1465 nucleotides long. RefSeq names its product annexin A1 gene 2 (gene anxa1.2). Gene Ontology annotation, cellular component: basement membrane. NCBI's taxonomy places the organism in Eukaryota, Metazoa, Chordata, Amphibia, Anura, Pipidae. The record is from RefSeq and is marked provisional. The transcript is spliced from 12 exons. Gene Ontology annotation, molecular function: calcium-dependent phospholipid binding; phospholipase inhibitor activity; calcium ion binding. Bases 13 to 1029 code for a protein of 338 amino acids.
AAGGAAGCUACUAUGGCCUUUAUGCAAGCUUUCCUGGAUCAGGCUAAGUUUCUGUGUGACCCUGACUAUGCUACUCAACAACCAAGUGGAGGUUUAAAGGGUGCUCCAGGUUUUAAUCCAUCUGCAGAUGCUGCUACUUUGGACAAAGCAAUCAAAACUAAAGGUGUGGAUGAAGCAACCAUCAUUGACAUCCUGACAAAAAGAAACAAUGCACAGCGUCAGGAGAUUAAAAACGCUUACCAGAAGAGUCAAGGCAAGCCCUUGGAAGAAUGCCUAAAAAAGGCUCUCUCUGGCAAAUUUGAAGAUGUUGUUAUAGGAUUGCUUAGAACACCAGCUGAAUUUGAUGCCCAUGAGCUGAAACAUGCUACAAAGGGCUUCGGAACAGAUGAGGAUACUCUGAUUGAAAUCCUGACAUCAAGAAACAAUAGACAGAUUCUGGACAUCGCCAGAGUCUACAAGGAAGUUUACAAGUGUGAGCUAACAAAGGACCUAAUAUCUGAUACAUCUGGUGAUUUUCAGAAAGCUCUGGUUGCCCUUGCAAAGGGUGAUCGGAGUGAAGAUACUCGUGUAAAUGAUGAAAUCGUUGACAAUGAUGCCAGGGCCCUGUACGAAGCUGGAGAAAAGAGAAAGGGGACAGAUGUGAAUGCGUUCACUACAAUUCUCACUACUCGCAGCUUUCAACAUCUUCAGAAAGUGUUUAUGAGAUACACCAAAUAUAGCCAACAUGAAAUGAACAAGGCACUUGAUCUGGAGCUUAAAGGAGACAUUGAGAAGUGUCUGACUGCUAUUGUGAAGUGUGCUUCAAACAGAGCUGCUUUCUUUGCUGAAAAACUCCAUGAGGCAAUGAAGGGUUCUGGGACACGUGAUAAAGACCUGAUUAGAAUUAUGGUUUCUCGUUCAGAAAUAGACAUGAAUGAAAUAAAGGCUCAGUACCAGAGACUUUAUGGAAAAUCUCUUCACCAGGCUAUUUUGGAUGACACCAAAGGAGAUUAUGAAACUAUCUUGAUUGCUUUGUGUGGAGGCAAAUGAAUGUGCCAGGAUAAUUCACCAUCAAAAAGAACACACACAAUAUAUAUAUAUAUAUUCAACAACAUAUGAAACAUGCACAGUUUUAAACAUGCUAUAUUUUUAUUACAGGUUUGUAAACAUCAAACAAUUAUUCAAUAAACCAAAGCAACCUUAUUUGUAUGUCUUUUUUUAAAUACAUUUUUCAUGUUAUAGCUGACGGUUAAAUGCUACAAACAGGCUUUUUUAGAACCUAACUUAGAAGUAUUUCUUAUUCAUACACAGUCAAACCUCACUAUGGGGAGAAUGUAGUGGAAUGGAAAAAUAUUCGCAAUGGAAAAAUGUAUGUCUCUGUGCAAACAAAUUUGCCUUUGCAUUAAUUUAAUAUGGACUUUGUGGAAGAAAUGCAAAUUGUUUGUGACAGUGUGCAGUGUAUGUAAUAAAACUUCUUAAUGAAAAA